AUGAAUGUCAACAAAGACGUCAAUUUUGAGGAGCUGGCCCGGUGUACAGAUGAUUUCAACGGUGCCCAAUGUAAAGCUGUUUGUGUAGAAGCGGGAAUGAUAGCUUUGAGGCGCAAUGCGACGGAAAUCACACAUGAAGACUACAUGGAUGCUAUUCUGGAAGUGCAAGCCAAGAAAAAGACCAACUUGAACUACUACGCCUAA
Echinostoma caproni is the source of this 204-nucleotide messenger RNA. The record is from the annotation of a GenBank genome assembly. NCBI's taxonomy places the organism in Eukaryota, Metazoa, Platyhelminthes, Trematoda, Plagiorchiida, Echinostomatidae.